AUGCCGCCGCAACGGAGAUAUAUACCGCUGCUAGCCUUCGCGACCUUCGUUCUCGUCUUCGUCCUCUACCGCAGCUCGUCCGCACGCGAAACAUGGCGAACGUUACCACAGCACGUCGGCAUGGGCGAAUCGAUACCCGAUGACUCCGACGACGCGCAACCACCAGAACUCGUCCAGGACUACUCCACGGGCGACUCCGCCCGAACCUCUAAAUCAACACUCUCUUCCCACGCGAAGCCCAACUUCCAGCCCGGCACCACCUACCCGCCUGGCCACGAAUACAGCCGCAUCCUCGUGGUCCCGCGCACACACGACGAGGACAUAUCCUGGAUCUCAGAAGAGCUCCCCGAAUGGCGGACGGCAAUCUACACAGUCGACGACCCACUGUCGCCCCUCCACCCGCCCAAGAACAAAGGCCACGAAGUGAUGGUGUACCUGAGCUGGAUAAUCGACAACUACGAGUCCCUCCCGGACGUGGCGGCCUUCAUGCACGCGCACCGCUGGAGCUGGCAUAACGACGACAUCCUCGACAACGACGCGGCCCAGAUGCUGCGGCGGCUGAGCAGCGAAAGAGUCAUGCGCGAGGGCUACAUGAACAUGCGCUGCCACUGGGACCCCGGGUGUCCGGACUGGAUGCACCCGGGCGAGGUCGAGGAGGACAUCAACAAGCAGGAGCAGACGAUGGUCGCGAAGGCGUGGUCGGAGAUCUUCCCGCUGGACCCCAUCCCGGAUGUGUUGGCGCAGGCGUGCUGCGCGCAGUUUGCGCUGAGCAAGCUGCGCAUCCGGAGUAUCCCGCUGGCCAGCUUCGUGUGGUAUCGAGACUGGCUGCUCAAGACGCAGCUGAGCGACUACAUCUCCGGCAGGAUCUGGGAGUAUAUGUGGCAGUACAUCUUUACGGGGCAGAAUGUGGUUUGUCCCGCCAUGCAGCAGUGCUACUGUGAUGGGUUUGGGGUGUGCUUUGGUGGCGAGCAGGCGUUUAACGACUGGUUUGAGCUGAGGUAUCGCAUGCGUAGGCAUGAGGAUGAGCUGAGGGAGUGGCAUGAGAAAGAGAAGGCGAUUUUGGAUGCGAAGGCGGAUGGGAAGGUGGACGAGGCGGCGGAGCUGGAGGUGCCGGAGUCGGGCAGGGAUCGCUGGUUGCAGGAGCAGAUCGAUCAUCUGAGGCUCGACCUGGAGGAAAGGAAGCAGGAGGCGUUUAAGAGGGGAGAAGAUCCGAGGCUGAGAGCUGAGGAGUGUGGAAGAGAGUGGAAAGAAGGAGAUGGAUUCUGA
This is a messenger RNA of Coniosporium apollinis CBS 100218, 1266 nucleotides long. RefSeq lists its product as uncharacterized. The record is from RefSeq and is a predicted model, not a curated record. Lineage: Eukaryota; Fungi; Ascomycota; Dothideomycetes. Bases 1 to 1266 code for a protein of 421 amino acids. The transcript has a single exon.